CGAUUCCAGCAUUUUGUCGUGCACACGACCUUCACGCAAUCUGCGAAGCGAAGUUUUCGUCGGCACCCAAUCUGUCGCCCCAUUCUUCGUUUGCUCGCGACAAUCGUGACAUUUGUUCACCCCCAGUACCUUGCGAGAAAUCGCCAAUUUGUUGGAUAUAUACUUCCUUCAUCUGGCAGCAGUGGAGGAAUCUUAUCGCUGGGGUUUCGAGAAUCGAGAGUUUUGUACGAAGAAUUCGAGGGAGUUUGGUUUGUUGGGUUCGUUCCUUCGUUCGUUCGUUGUGCAGCCAUGGCGUCGGAUGGAUCUGUCGCUGAAGGGUCGAAGCUGAAGUCGGCCCAGCUUCUCGAGAUGGUGAGGACCCAUCUCACCACGGAUGCUGGCAAGGAGCUCCAGAAAAAAAUUGGGUUCGUCUACCAGAUCAACAUUGCUCCCAAGAAAAUCGGUUUUGAAGAGGAAAUCUUCGUGGUUGACCUCAAGAACUUGAAGGUUUACAAGGGCAAGGCCGAGGGCAAGCCUGAUGCUACCUUCAGUUUUGUUGAUGGCGACUUCAUAGCUGUUUCCAGCGGAAAAAUGAACCCUCAAAUGGCUUUCAUCAGGGGCAAAAUGAAGAUCAAAGGGAGCAUGAGCGCAGCUCAGAAGUUCACCCCCGACAUUUUCCCCAAGCCUGCUAAGCUUUGAAGAAGCUUUCCUUAUACGUCCAUUUUAACAUUUCCCCUUUAUUAUCAAGGUCGCUCACAUGUAGUAAUGACUGCCCACGGCAUUAAUGAAUGACCAUCAUGUCGUGCGCAUGUAUAGGCUUUUAAAUCUGGGUUGUACUUUGCAGGAACCAAGUCCCUUUGCUGGCCAGUUAUAUAUAUAUAUAUAUCUGCCAAACAGCAGCCAUUUUUAUCAAAUUAAUUACCCAUUUCUGAGACACCAUCGACUUCCAUUAUCAGUUGAGACAUUGUGACGAAGUCGACUGUGAUGUGAAAGUGUUGCCGCUGGUCUUUUAAAGGAUUGGACCCUCUUUUUUGAUCUGAAAUGAACUCAGUCAUCUUGAGUCAUUCGCUUCUUGGGAGCAGCUCCGUGCUUCAGAUUUUGCUCUUUCAAUUUUCUCGAACUUAGUUGCAAAUCUGAUCGCUUUGGAAACGCCAUGUCUCACAAAAUGCUGUAGGAAUUAGGUGUGCUUGCCACUUCGACAGCUGACCAUCACUAUGAUGUUUAUCUGUUAUUCUUGUGUACUGUGUGAAGUUAAUACCCGUAAUGAAAAUGUUUUUUUCUUUC
Physcomitrium patens is the source of this 1263-nucleotide messenger RNA. Its product is annotated as sterol carrier protein 2. Gene Ontology annotation, cellular component: cytosol. The record is from RefSeq and is a predicted model, not a curated record. NCBI's taxonomy places the organism in Eukaryota, Viridiplantae, Streptophyta, Bryopsida, Funariales, Funariaceae.